Gossypium raimondii (Peruvian cotton) is the source of this 1971-nucleotide messenger RNA. Its product is annotated as rhodanese-like domain-containing protein 4, chloroplastic. The transcript has 9 exons. The record is from RefSeq and is a predicted model, not a curated record. Bases 146 to 1642 code for a protein of 498 amino acids. Lineage: Eukaryota; Viridiplantae; Streptophyta; Magnoliopsida; Malvales; Malvaceae.
CAUUUCAUCAUUCAGAGUGCACCUUCCAAAGCUAAGGGUCUCUGAGCCUUGUUGUCAUCCAAUCAAUUCCAACAAAAAUCCUCCAUUGUUGAUGGUUCAAGCCUUUCCAUCAUACAUUUGACACCCAUCUCUUUGCAUAAAAAUUAUGCAAAUGAGGACCCUCAAUGCAGCAACUCCAAGUUUGACACCUCUCUCGGUUCUUUCUGAGACAAGAACCGAGACCAGAAAAGCACCAUUGCUCCCCAUUGCUUCACCACUCAAACUACCCAACUCCCCGGCUUUUAUUAAGACCCAACCAGCUUUGCACCAGUGUUUUUCAAGAACCUUGCAUGGGGGUUUACUGCUACUGUCAUCACUUCUCCCCAAUGGUUUCGCUAAAGCCUUGUCAUACGAGGAAGCCCUACAGCAGACUACGGGAUUCUCCUCGUCUGUUGAUUUUGACCCAAAUGGGAUCCUUGAUACCGUUGUCAGUUUUGUAACUGAGCAUCCCACGGUUGUAGCUGGUGGCACCGUUGCUUUAGCUGUUCCUUUGAUUUUGUCUCGUCUGUUAAAGAAUCCAAAGCCAUGGGGAGUUGAGUCUGCAAGGAGUGCUUACGCCAAGCUAGGUGACGAUGCCACUGCUCAGUUGCUGGACAUAAGGCCUCUCAAGGAGUCUAGAGAUGUUGGUAGCCCUGACAUUAAGGGAUUUGGGAAGAAACCGGUGUCAAUUGCCUACAAUGGUGAAGAUAAACCAGGGUUCUUGACAAAACUGUCUUUGAAAUUCAAGGAACCUGAAAAUACUACCUUAUUCAUUAUAGACAAAUUUGAUGGGAAUUCCGAACUGGUUGCGGAGUUGGUCACUGCAAAUGGAUUCAAAGCUGCUUAUGCAGUCAAAGAUGGUGCUGAAGGACCACGGGGAUGGGUGAACAGUGGUCUUCCCUGGAUACAACCAAAGAAAGGUCUUGACCUUAGCAAUUUGACAGAAGCAUUCGCUGAGGCCUUCGGAGAGGGAUCAGAUGGCCUUUCUGUUACUGUGGGGAUUGCUGCAGCUGCAGGGUUAGGCCUUUUGGCUUUUUCAGAGAUAGAAACGAUCCUUCAACUUUUAGGCUCAGCUGCUAUUGUGCAGCUUGUAAGCAAGAAAUUCCUGUAUGCAGAGAACCGAAAGCAAACACUUAAACAAGUUGAUGAAUUCUUAAACACGAAGGUGGCUCCUAAGGAACUUGUCGAUGAUGUAAAGCAAAUUGGAGCAGCCCUUUUACCAACAACUACCACUAGCAAGGCUCUUCCUGCACCUACGGAGGAAAAACCUGAACCCAAAGUCAAAGCAGUGGCAGAAGCCCCUCAAACAAAUUCAGUUCCCGAAACAGUACCCGAGGCAGAUGGAAUCACUGGAUUUUCAAGACCGCUUUCACCAUAUGCUUCUUAUCCAGAUUUGAAGCCUCCAACAUCGCCUACUCCAUCACAUCCUGCCACUAGCAAAGCUAUUCUUUCACCUCCAGAGGCAAAACCGGAGCCAAAAGUCGAAGCAGCAGCAGAAACCGCUUCUCUAAUUAAUUCAGUUCCCAAAACAGAUGGAAACUCCGGAUAUCCUAAACCACUUUCACCAUAUCCUUCGUAUCCAGAUUUGAAGCCACCAACAUCUCCUACUCCAUCACAGCCCUAGUUUCAUGGUUUCAUUACACAGUGUCAGUUUCUUCGGCCAGCGAAGCAAUUGGUUGGUCGGGAAACUUUAAAGCUAUCAAGUAAGUUGUGUAAUCUACCCCCCUGUUAGAUGGUUUUCGAGCUUAUGCAACGAUUGUAUCGAAAAAUGAGAAUCUCCCAAAAGUCUGUUGCAAUCAUCUGUGUUAAUUCAUUUGGCUUUCUUGUAAUUACUAGUUAUAUUAUAGAUCUUACUUCAUAAUUUUGAAAGAACCCUUUUUAGCAUUUUGAGUCAACAUUUGAACGAAUAAUACGAUGCAAGCAUGUGAAGGUGUCAAGGCAUUGUCUUUUGUA